AUGCCUUAUGACCUGGGCAUCAGCACAGGUUUAAAGACCAUGCCUUAUGACCUGGGCAUCAGCACAGGUUUAAAGACAGUGGAUGUGGAGUUGCUUUUUCGCAAGCUUAAAGACAUGUAUAACGGGAAGAAAGAGAUCGGGCUUUAUUCGAGCUUCAGCGCAGGUUUAAAGACAGCCAUAAGAGGGGGAAGAGAACAUACUUUAUAUUUAGGGCCCGAGUCAAGCGAAUUUGGCGCAUAUCCAUUCUCAAGGAAUAGUUGCUUUGAGAAAGAAAGGAAAGAAAAUGAGAAGGAAAAGAUCAAGAUCAGCAGGGGGUAA
Molecule: messenger RNA, 318 nt
Organism: Coccidioides immitis RS
Lineage: Eukaryota; Fungi; Ascomycota; Eurotiomycetes; Onygenales; Onygenaceae
Exons: 5
Coding region: 1-318 (105 amino acids)
Source: RefSeq, a predicted model, not a curated record